Molecule: messenger RNA, 656 nt
Organism: Pneumocystis carinii B80
Lineage: Eukaryota; Fungi; Ascomycota; Pneumocystomycetes; Pneumocystales; Pneumocystaceae
Exons: 1
Coding region: 44-610 (188 amino acids)
Biological process (GO): translation
Cellular component (GO): mitochondrion; ribosome; small ribosomal subunit
Molecular function (GO): structural constituent of ribosome
Source: RefSeq, a predicted model, not a curated record
AAGUGUAUUAAGUAGUUCAAUAUACACGGAUAAUAUUAACAAGAUGAUGGGAAUUAUCAGAAAAAACUAUAUGGAUAAAACAGUCGAUUUAUUAAACAUUUUACAUGCUAGAAGAACCAUAUAUCUAGUAAAAGAUAAUAAAAUACAACAAACAAAAGCCUCUGGAACAUCUUUAUCUAUUAAAGAUAUAUCGAAGCUUCCUAAGAAUGUUCAAGCAGCAUAUCUUGAACCUCUUCGUCAUCCAGCACGUUAUGGAAUUACUACAUGUUCAUUACAGAUGAGAAGCUUUGAAAUUCCUCGUCUAGCAUUCUUUGCAGACUUUUCUAUGAGGGUAGCAUAUUAUUUAGGACUUUCUGCAUCUGGACCAGUGCCAUUACCUAAGAGAAUUGAACGCUGGACUGUUCCAAAAGGUCCUUUUAUACAUACAAAGACUAAAGAAAACUUUGAACGCAUUACACAUAAGCGUCUUAUUACGAUAAAAGAUGGGCAUCCACGUGUGGUUGAGAUUUGGCUUGCAUAUUUAAAAAAACAUUCAAUGAGUGGAAUUGGUAUGAAAGCAAAUGUUUUUUAUUGGGAACCUAUGGAGAAAGAAGUAAUAAAAAGAAGUUAAAGUUCUUAUAAAAACUCUUUCUGAAUUAUUAAAAGUGCUAAUGACA